Protobothrops mucrosquamatus (brown spotted pit viper) is the source of this 331-nucleotide messenger RNA. Its product is annotated as p53 and DNA damage-regulated protein 1-like. The transcript has 4 exons. The annotation marks the transcript as partial. The record is from RefSeq and is a predicted model, not a curated record. NCBI's taxonomy places the organism in Eukaryota, Metazoa, Chordata, Lepidosauria, Squamata, Viperidae.
AUUUUCGAUCUGAAUCAGAAACGGAACCAGAACCGGGAAGCCUUAAGAGCCCUGAGUAAGGACAUGGAUUCUGCUGACAAAGCCACGGUUUGUUUCGGGACCAUGUUCAUCCAGCUUCCGAAAACGAAGACCCGGGAGAUGCUACAGAGAGAUCAAGAGCUGUUGGAGGAAGAAAUUGCCAAAUUGCAGGAGGAACUCAAAGGGAAAGUCAGCCACCUCAUGGAGGCCCAAGGUAAACCAGAACUGAAAGGCUACAACCUGAAACCCUUGACCGCCGAAGAAAUGUGGUUCAUGAAGAAAGUGGUGGACAACUGAAGCCGUCCUCCCCCCC